Molecule: messenger RNA, 1305 nt
Organism: Bufo gargarizans (Asiatic toad)
Lineage: Eukaryota; Metazoa; Chordata; Amphibia; Anura; Bufonidae
Product: receptor-transporting protein 3-like
Exons: 2
Coding region: 41-742 (233 amino acids)
Biological process (GO): detection of chemical stimulus involved in sensory perception of bitter taste; protein targeting to membrane; protein insertion into membrane
Molecular function (GO): olfactory receptor binding
Source: RefSeq, a predicted model, not a curated record
CGGCACGGCUUCAGCAAUCCACAGGUGGACAACUGAAAAAAUGGAGGAAUAUAUGUGGAAAAACAUAUUUGAAAAUGAGAUACUGGAUCAAGGAAUUAACAAUGUGUGGAGCUUUUGUGUGGAUGAAAACCUCCGGCCACAGAUGGGCUAUCUGCAGUACAAACAGUACACCUAUGGAAGAUUUCAGUGCUCAAGCUGUGAGAGAUGGUGGAACUCGGCACAGGUACAUAUCAUGUUUUUGAUAAGGUUGGAGCCAACAUCUAGACGUGGCACUGUGAAAAUGAAGAUCUACAGGCAAACAUGUAGACGAUGUAACACCUCUAUUUUUCAAAAGCCUGAAAUCAGCAGAGAGAACAUUAAGCGGGUUAUCAGCAAUCUGGUAAGCAAAAUCCAAAGCAUGGUCUAUGGACGGAGAAAUACAAACCCACCGUUAAUGCCUGAGAAUUACAGUGCUGAUGUGGAUGGACCUCAUGAAAAGAAGCAUUGCGAGGCUUGUCAGAUGCAGGUGUGUUCAUGGAAUACAGAGCAUGGAUUAAAAACAAAGGUCGAUAAUCCCCAGCUAUUGGCAAGUUCAAGAAUUCAACAACAAACUAAAAAGAUUUCCUUUUACACUAAUGUACCUCACCGUCCAACUGCGGCAGUUCACCAGUCACCAGAUAACGAAAGUGCAACAACGAUUCUUUUAAUAGUUGCUUUACUAAUUGUUGUUUGGUCGGUAAUUCAAGGUUUCUCAAAACAAUAGAGGUGUCCUCUACCCUAUAGCUUGUGGGGAAUUUAAUAAGCUCUGUACACCAGUCAACUGGACUGUGCAAAAAAUUGUGACUUAUAAAUGUUCAUGCCACCAGUUCAUAGCUGGUGUAGAUUUGCUUUUAGGUGCACAGACAGGCAAAGAUAUGACAAAUUUUCCUAUGACACCUGAACCCCUUAAUAGGAAGUGCCACCAACUUAAAGUUAAUUGUACAACCACAUAGCGGUGGAAAUUAUGACAUUGUAAUAAAGCAAUAUACAUAGAUUGGUAGAAAAAAAAAUGUAUUUUUUUUUUAAAUAGGAAUAUUUUAUCUAUAGCAUAACGCACACAGCAAAACACAGAGUAUGGGACUUGUAAGGAGUCUCUAUGGUGUCUGUAUAGUAACAUAGUACAUAACAUAGUACAUAAGUUGUAGUAUAAUAGAGUUGUAUAGUUUUUCUGUAGUGUGCCAUAUUCUUUCUUAGGCCUCUUUCACACGACAGUAUGUCCAUUUCAGUGUUUUGCGGUCCGUUUUUCACGGAUCCGUUGUUCCGUUUUUUGCUUCCGUUGUGGUUCCG